AUGGAUAAGUGUUUAGCAAAGAGAAAAGCAAUUAUGGUUUUGUCGGAGGAGACUAUUGUUGAUAGUUCUAAACAAAGUCGUAUGGAAAUCAACUUAGCUGAUCUUCCUACAGACCCUGGAUUGCGGCUUAGGAUUUGGGAUUACAACCCUAAUAUUCGAGAUGAAGUUCGAAGAGCUUAUCUGUUAAAAGGGCCGUGCCAACCACGUAACCAUGAAUUUCCUUAUACUAACUUUGGGACCAAACCACGAAGAUUUAACCCUGCUUGGUUUGAUGAAUUUUCUACUUGGUUGGAGUAUAGUGUGAAUCAAAAUGCAGCAUAUUGCUUAUGUUGCUAUCUUUUUAAACCAAAUAUAGGAGCACAAGCAGGUGGUGACUCGUUUGUUGGCUUAGGAUUUAAAAAUUGGUCGAAGAAAGAGAAGUUAAGGAUUCAUAUUGGAGGCGUUAAUAGCGCUCACAACCAGGCUUGGUCGAAGUGCGCAAUUUUGUUGAACGAACAACAACACAUUGAAGCUCUUACGAUCAAGCAGCCAGAACAAAGUAAUAUAGACUAUAAGAUACAUUUGAAUGCAUCGAUUGAUUGUGUUCGGUUUCUUUUAAGGCAACGUCUUGCAUUCAGAGGCCAUGAUGAAUCUGAAACUUCAAACAACAGGGGGAACUUUAUAGAGCUAUUGCAGUUUCUUGCUGAUCAUGAUAAAAGCAUCGAAACUGUUACUUUCAAGAAUGUUGCUGAGAAUCUCAAGUUAACUUCAUCAGAUUUUCAAAAGGCCAUUCUUAAUGCAGUUGCGACCGAAACAAUGGAGCUCAUUCUAAGUGAUAUUGGUGAUGAUUUUUUCUCGGUCCAUGUCGAUGAAUGUUAUGAUGUUUCAGUUAAAAAACAAAUGAGUGUUGUGGUGCGUUAUGUGGACACAAGAGGACAUAUAAUCGAGCGCUUUCUAGGUAUUGAGCAUGUCCCAAAUGCUACAUCUAUCCCACUUAAGACGGCACUUGAUGAUUUGUUUUCACGACAUGGAUUGAGCAUCUCUAAUUUGCGUGGGCAAAGCUAUGAUGGGGCUAGUAACAUGCAAGGUGAACUUGGUGGUCUCAAAAAACUAAUUUUGGAUGAAAAUAGAAGUGCGUAUUAUGUUCACUGUUUUGCUCAUCAACUUCAACUUACUCUUGUUCUUGCAAACGCCAUCACCGUCUUCGAGAAAAACAAGCUGCCAAAGUUAUCGAUGAACUUAAUUUAG
Molecule: messenger RNA, 1227 nt
Organism: Cynara cardunculus var. scolymus (artichoke)
Lineage: Eukaryota; Viridiplantae; Streptophyta; Magnoliopsida; Asterales; Asteraceae
Product: zinc finger MYM-type protein 1-like
Exons: 2
Coding region: 1-1227 (408 amino acids)
Source: RefSeq, a predicted model, not a curated record